AUGACUGCCCCUCUACGUAACACGCAACACGCGUCCGCAAUCGCUGCCAUUGCCGCAUCCCAGAACACCGCGCCCGUUACCGAGUUCCGCUGCCUAUUCACACAAGACAUCAAGCGAAAGCAGAAGCGAUGGCAGGAUGGCUACCUCAAGUUUCACACCUUCAACAACCGGGUUAUGGUGUAUGAUCAAGCCCGGAACUUCCUCGGUGAUACAUACUACAAGGACAGAAACGAGUUACAAGAGGGGGAUGAACUCAACCUCAAUAAUGGCGCUCUUGUCGAGGUCGCCGAGGCCAUGGGUAUCACACAUACCGAUCUGACGCCGCUUCUCGAAAAGAAGAACAAGGAAGCGCCUCCUCGUCCGAGUGCUCCUUCUCAAUCAAAACCGUUCCAGAGGCCUUCGUCGGUGGUGCCUACCAAUGCACCACGAAAUGGGUCGCAACUGCGCCACAAGUCGCUCAACACUCUGCUUGGCACGCCAAAGGGUCCAAUCGGGAAGGCACAGCCCAUGAAGUCACCGUACGAUGCUCGCAAGGAGAAGGAGAAAGAAAAGGAAAAGGAGAAUCAAGUGAUCGAGGAGCGGGCACCAAAGAGGCAAAAGACGGCGCAGGCACCUCCAGCGUGGAGAGCAUCAAGUCCUGUACAAGAAGAAAGCCCCGCUGCGAGAAGCCGCGUACAAGUGCCGGCCCGGAAACCUAAUAAGUUUAUACCUCCCACAGCCACUGUCAUCACGAUAGAGUCCGAGUCAGACCCCCACCCGACCUGUCUAUCAGACGUCUCGAUGCCGAGCACACCCCCAAAGGUCGCCAAAGCGAGAGCUGAACGGCGCCAGCUAGCAACACCGGCACCGGAGCCAUUGUCUCGCCAACCACCAGCGAAGACACCCCGGAUACCCAAGGGCAAAGUACCAGUACCAAGUGUACGGGCAUUGGAGACUCCAAAGCAACGAGCUCCACCAUCCUCACCUCCAGCGUGA
Messenger RNA from Pyrenophora tritici-repentis Pt-1C-BFP, 975 nucleotides. The record is from RefSeq and is a predicted model, not a curated record. Lineage: Eukaryota; Fungi; Ascomycota; Dothideomycetes; Pleosporales; Pleosporaceae.